AGCUGUUUCUCGGUUGCUCAAACCUUGCAACUUCUCGCGCAGCGACUCCUUCGUUCCAUCCAUGAUCAUCGCGCGACAAAGGCAGAGAAAGUACAUCGAAAGAUCGAUUCCAUGGCGGACGACAGUGUAGCGCAGAUCAUAGUCAACAGCCUGUACAGUGCGGGGGUCAGGAUCGUGUUUGGCAUCCCCGGGGCCAAAGUCGAUGCGAUUUUCGACUGUCUACUCGACCACCCCGAGAUCAGAUUGAUCGUAUGUCGACAUGAACAAAAUGCUGCCAUGAUGGCAGCGGCUGUUGGACGCAUCAGCGGCAUCCCUGGAGUGUGCGUAGCUACCUCAGGACCCGGGGCCUCCAACUUGGCCACAGGCCUUGUCACGGCGACAACCGAGGGAGAUCCAGUGGUGGCGAUUAUCGGUUCUGUCCCUAGACUGAUGAACACCAAACGGACACAUCAGUCGAUGAGAGCGUUGGAGAUCUUGGGUCCGACUUCCAAAAGCGCCGUUGGCAUCGACGUCGAAGACCAAGCCGCCGAAGUUGUCCUGUCCGCAUUCCGAACUGCCAGCACCUCACCCAAGGGUGCGUCUGUGGUUUCGAUACCUGCAGAUAUCGCUAAGGGCAGGUCCAAGUUCUUGCAAUUCCCCAGUCACGCCUUUUCAGCGCCGCGAUAUGGGCUUGCUCACCAAGACUUGCUGAAUGAAGCUGUAAAACUCAUCGAGGCCGCCAAAUUCCCUGUUCUCUUCUUGGGCAUGCGAUCGUCGUCUCCACAAGUGGUUGGUGCCGUCAGGAAACUCCUCACCUCCCACCCUCUGAUCACGGUGGAGACAUUUCAGGCUGCAGGUGCUGUUAGUAAAAAGCUGGCUUAUCUUUUCCAUGGAAGAGUGGGUUUGUUCCGGAACCAAGUUGGGGACAAGGCACUCGCAAAAUCAGACCUUGUCCUCGCUGUGGGCUAUGAUCCAGUCGAGUACGAUGCUAAUUUGUGGAAUCCAACCGCCGCACGAAAGAUCAUCCAUCUAGAUUACGCAUCAUCUGACGUUGGAGCAUACUACCAUCCAUUGUUGGAGCUUCUUGGCUCUAUCAAAGAGAACUUGCUUUAUUUGACAGAAAACCUGAAACAGGUAAUUGAUGUUACCAGAAGCGAAACAGCCCAAGAUCUGUCCGACCAGUUCCUGCAAUGGCAGAAACUCCCACAAAUCACACGAACCAGUGGGCUCGUCCAUCCGCUACACUUCAUCUCACAACUGCAAAAGGCAAUCUCCGAGAAUACGACCGUUGCAGUCGAUGUGGGUACGGUGUACAUUUACAUGAUGCGCUUCUUCUUUGCAUACCAACCACGUAAACUACUAUGUUCCGAUGGCCAACAGACCCUCGGAGUGGCUCUACCUUGGGCAAUCGCAGCAUCUCUGAUACAAGAGCCUCCGUGUUCGUCAAAGGUGGUGUCGAUGAGCGGCGAUGGCGGGUUCAUGUUCUCUUCACAGGAGCUUUCGACGGCUGUUCAACAGGGUUGCAACAUCACCCAUUUCAUAUGGAAUGAUAGCUCUUACAACAUGGUCCAGUUCCAAGAGGAGCUCAAGUAUGGACGCAGCAGUGGUGUCAAGCUCGGAGGUGUGGACUUUGUGAAGUUCGCCGAAAGCUUUGGCGCCAGAGGUUUCAGAAUGUCUGAUGAAUCAGAAGUUGAGGAAGUGAUGGCUCAAGCACUCGCUUAUCAGGGCGUGUCUUUGGUCGACGUCAAUAUCGAUUACAGCAACAACAAAGAACUGGCAGGUCACGUCAUUGACAGCGAGUUCAACUGAGCGAGGACGAGAGACGAGUUGGAAACCUCUCAUACCGUUGAGCAAAUAGUAUAGCAUCACCGAUCCACCAUAUAACUGAUCUUGCAGUAUUGCCGGAGAGGUCAGUCUCCUCACCUCAUCUAAAGCCAGGUUCUAGGGCGAUUUGAGAGCUUGUAGCUCCCCAUCGUAGUGAACCUUGAACGUGCACGGAAAGACAAAGUACGAGCCAUGAUCCUCUCUCAUGUAAACGUAGAACCCACCAGGGCGAGGAACCUGUAUCAGUUAGAUGCAUGAUCUUUCCUCCAACUUUGA
Messenger RNA from Exophiala mesophila, 2079 nucleotides. Its product is annotated as acetolactate synthase, catabolic. Gene Ontology annotation, molecular function: flavin adenine dinucleotide binding; thiamine pyrophosphate binding; acetolactate synthase activity. The coding region runs from base 112 to 1788 and encodes 558 amino acids. Gene Ontology annotation, biological process: butanediol metabolic process; L-valine biosynthetic process. The transcript has a single exon. Lineage: Eukaryota; Fungi; Ascomycota; Eurotiomycetes; Chaetothyriales; Herpotrichiellaceae. The record is from RefSeq and is a predicted model, not a curated record. Gene Ontology annotation, cellular component: acetolactate synthase complex.